This is a messenger RNA of Macrobrachium nipponense, 4074 nucleotides long. RefSeq names its product G-patch domain and KOW motifs-containing protein-like. Lineage: Eukaryota; Metazoa; Arthropoda; Malacostraca; Decapoda; Palaemonidae. The coding region runs from base 123 to 1991 and encodes 622 amino acids. Gene Ontology annotation, cellular component: spliceosomal complex. The transcript has 9 exons. Gene Ontology annotation, biological process: mRNA splicing, via spliceosome. The record is from RefSeq and is a predicted model, not a curated record.
UACACCGAAAGUGCAGCAGAUCCGCAGAGCAAGAGGCCAAGAUUAAAGUGCAGUAUUUGUAUUACCUAUAUCAGCCUCCGUAUCGUCCAGCCCUUUGAAAUAUUUAGUUAUCUGUGAGAACAAUGAGUGGCCAGAAGUUUUCUUUAUCAUUCACAAAAACAAUAGAAAAGAGAACCCUUCAACCUUCCGCUAUCCGAAAUGAUGCACCCCUUGAAGCGAAGGUUAAUAAGGAAACUCUCGAAUCCAUUGAGGAAAAUGUCAUGAAAACAGAUGCUAAACCAGAGGAACCAGACCUAGUCAUCCCUAUGAUUUCAACAGACCGGCUUGGUAUAUUGAGGAAAAUAGCAGAAACAAAGCUUGCUGGAGCUGGAAAACCUGCAGAUGUAAAAGAGUCAACUUCAGAUAAUGCUAAAAAAGAUAAGGAAGACAUUUCAAAAGAGCAAAAACCUUUAACUCUAGAAGAACAAGCAGAAGCUGCAAUAUUGGAAGAGACUAAGAAAAAAUUAGAGAACUGGAGUGACCAUGGUGCAUCAGACAGUCUAGCUAUUGCCCGAGCAAAUGAAGAUGGCAGUAAGGAAGGAGAACCUUCUCAUGGUAAAGAAUCCUCCUUGGAUGAUUAUGAUCAGGUUGAAGUCUCAGUAUUCGGAGCAGCCCUUCUUCGAGGUAUGGGUUGGCAGAAGACUGAAGGUAUAGGUCGUCAUACUAAAAAAUUUGUGGAGGUUAUUGAUCCAACAGCAAAAACUUUUGGCCUCGCAAAUAAACCUGGUGAUCCUGGAAGGAAAGGUGGAGAAAACCUGACUGGAGAUCAGGAAGAUCUACUCAUGGCUAAGGGAUCUUUUGUAUUCAUUCAUAGUGGAAGGCACCGAGGAACAUAUGGCAUUGUUGAAUCACUGGAUGAAGAUCACUUGUUAGUGAAAUCUGCAGUUGGACAAGAUGUUAUUCGAGAAGUGGAACCAAAUGUGAGAGUUGUUUCUCAGAAGGAAUACAAAGAUUCAUCUCGCGUGAUCAACAAGGAUAUGUAUGACAAAUUUAAGGAAGAGGAGGCACAAAAGAAUGACAAAAACAAGAAUAAAUCUUCAAAGAAUGCUGAAAAUACUAGAAAAGAAAAAGAAAUAAAAGAGGAGAAAUUGUUAAUUGAAAACUCAGACGUAAGAGAAAAAGUUAAACUAAGCAGCCGAGGAACUGAGAAAGGUGAAUUUCAAAACAGAGAUAAAAAGAUCAAGGAUGAAAAGCUUCCAUUAGAUAAAAGAGAAUUUGCUGAUGAUCACAGUUUGGAGAAGCAUGAAGAAACGAGAGAGAUAAAAAAAGAAAAAGCAUGGUCAGAAUUAGAAAAACAAGGCAGCAGUAGUAAAUAUGAUGAUAGAAAUAGAUAUGAAACAAAGGAUAAAUACAAAGGAAAAUCUGAUAGCAGCAGCGACAGAUACUCAUCUUCAUAUGACAACAGAAUUGCAAGCAAAUCUCGGUAUUAUGGUGACAAAUAUCAGGAGAAAUACAGUAGUAGUACAGAUGACAAAUACAGUAGAAGAUCAGAAAGUUCAAGGGAAAGUAAUGUGCACAAAAGGAAAGAAAAGGAAACAAGUGAUUAUAGAGACGACUUCAAGAAAGCCAAGAAAUUACAAGAACAGAUGCCAGCCAUUCCAUGGGUCUGUGAAAACCUCAGAGUUCGAUUGAUAAACAAAGACUACAAGGGGGGCAGGUACCACAAGGAAAAGGUUAUUGUGAAGUUUGUAGAGACAGCUGAAAGUUGUGAGUGCGUAACUGAAGAAGGUAAAACUCUUAGAGAGGUACAUCCAGCUUGGUUGGAAACUGUCAUUCCAAAAAGGGAUCCACAAAUUGUUCUGAUAGUUAAAGGAAAACAAAAAGGACAGAUAGGGCGUAUAUUGCAACUUCAUAAAGAUCAAGAAAAGGCUUCAGUACAACUUUUAGAGGACAAAACUAUUAUUUUGAAACUUCACUAUGAUGAUAUUUGUGAAUAUGUUUCACAAUAUUAAAUUACUACAGGCUUAAUAACCUUAAGCAUUUCAAGGGUAUAUUUUUUAUUUAACUAAGCUUUUCAGAGGUAUAUUUUUAUAGUUAUAUUUUGUAAACUACUGGCUUUUAAAUAAAAUUUUUAUUUAUAAAUUACAUACAUCUCAGUCUCAAGUUUUUAGAUGGUCCAUCCACAUACUGACUGAAUAAAGUAUUUACAAUUGCUAGCAAAAAAACAAAACCUAGUUCUUCUAUGAUAAUUUGUUGCCAUUAAAAGUUAUUUAACAAGACAAACUAAAAAAAAUUUUACUCCAUCCAAAACAGACGGGUACCAUAGCGUGCAGUUCCUUUGACGGGUGGAGGAGGAAUUGGCUCGGCAGCUCCUGGAAACUCUGGAAGAGCUUCAGGUUCUGGCAAUGGUCUGUAAGGAAACUUUCAUUAAUGUUCAUUCUGCAUCUUAAUAAUUAAUCAAAACAUUAAUGGUAUAAGUAGUUAAAAGUGAAUACCACAUGAAAAUGACAAGUCAGUUAAGUACAACACUUUCAUGUGCUUAUUCACACAUCUUGGGGCCACAUAUAAGACAGGUGAAAAGGAGGUUACAAGGUAAACAAUAAGAACAAGAUUACCAGAUUGUUAACUGUCAAAGAAUAAUCGAGAUAAUCUGGGAUCAGGCAGUCACAAACAAAAGCCAUAGACUUAACCAUAAGUGAUACAAAGGCUUAGCCAUACAUAAUCCAAAAACACGUAUGAAACUGAAUACUAAUUUUGUUGCUUACUAUUUAUAAACUUUCUUGAUUAAUGAAGGUAUUGAAUUUAAACAAACCAAGACUUAAAUUUAGAACACUUCCAUUAUUUGACUUGAUAAAACAAGACUCAAUGAUAUUAUAUUCCUUUUAAGUGUGUCAUUACAUGGGACUACAGAUCUUGCUUCACUCCAGUCAGCAGGAUGAUCUAUUUGUUUGUUUGUAUGGUAUUUUUAUGUUGCAUGGAACCAAUGGUUAUUCAGCAACGGGACCAAUGCCUUUAUGUGACUUCCGAACCACGUCAAGAGUGAACUUCUAUCACCAGAAAUACACAUCUCUAACUCCUUAGUGGAAUGGCCGAGAAUCGAACUCGCGGUCACCGAGGUGGCAGGCCAAGACCAUACUGAUCACGCCACCGAGGUGCUAGCAGGAUUAUCUAAAUCUCUUAUAUAUAUAUGCAUAAUGCAUUUGACAUUUGGCCAGUUCUCACAGAAUAUUGGUGUUGUUUGAUUCGUUGUGAAAAUGCUUUUCGUUUGUCCGUAAUAUAUUUGAUCAAACUUUUAGAAAGAAUUUCAUAUAUGCAGCCAGGAACAUCUUUAGAAUUUCUGCUACUACUCUCAGCAUUAAAAUUACUGAAAACAUUUAUGUUGAAAAGCUUUAAAAUUUUAGGAAUUUCUAAAGACCUUUCAUCAUAUGGUAAUUUAAGAAUGAAAAAACUUUCAUCAUAUAGUAAUUAAAGAACUAUGCUUACUAAAUGCAAUUUUGUCAUUAGUUAAAUGUUUUCCUGGCUCUUUUCCAUGCUACAUCUACAAAAAAUUCUUGAUAAAUAUAAGCAAUGAAAUUAGUACUCAGUUUUAUGCAUUUUGGAUUUUGUAUAGCUAAGCCUCCAUUUCUCUUAGGUUAAAGUAUGUAUAUGGUUUUUGUUGGUGACCGCAAGAUCCUGGAUUAUCUCUGUUUAUUACUGUGACAAUUACACAUCUGGUAUUCUCCUUCUUUUUGCUACCUUGUAAGCUUAUCAACUGUCUCAUUGGUGCUCUAAAGAUGUGUGAAUAAAUGUGUGAAACCACUGGGUAUUGAAUGUCUGCCUGUCAUUUUCCUGUGGUAUUCACUUACUUAUAUAUUGAAGUCACAUGCAUCUACUGUGAUUUUCAAACAAUAUGUAGUUAUUAUUAGUAAAAUAGUUUACCCAGACCACUGAGCGGAUUAUCAUCUCUCAUAGGGCUGGCCUAUAUAUGCAGUACAAAUGAUACUUAGUGCAACGUACUCAAACAAUUUGAAGUGUACAUGAAACAAAAACAUUUCAUUUGAACUGCUUAUACCUACUAUAUUUCACACACUGCCAUCAACAAAGUACUGUAUAACA